Messenger RNA from Asparagus officinalis (garden asparagus), 1847 nucleotides. Its product is annotated as calcium-dependent protein kinase 27-like. Gene Ontology annotation, biological process: protein autophosphorylation; peptidyl-serine phosphorylation; intracellular signal transduction. Gene Ontology annotation, molecular function: calcium ion binding; ATP binding; calcium/calmodulin-dependent protein kinase activity. Gene Ontology annotation, cellular component: nucleus; cytoplasm. The record is from RefSeq and is a predicted model, not a curated record. The transcript is spliced from 8 exons. Lineage: Eukaryota; Viridiplantae; Streptophyta; Magnoliopsida; Asparagales; Asparagaceae. The coding region runs from base 1 to 1683 and encodes 560 amino acids.
AUGAGCAAGAGUGUUAGAGACCGUGAUGACCCGUCAAGUUCAUCAAAUCCAAAGCCCCUAGGAAACCCCCAGAGCCCCCCCAAACCCGUCGCCGUCCCGGAACCCGAACCCGCUAAGGUUGAAUCUAAUCACCCCCCUCCCCAACCCGACCCUGACCCUAACCCUAACCCUAACCCUAACCCAAAACCCAAACCCAAGAAACCCCACCACGUACGCCGCCUCUCCGGCGCCGCCGGACUCCAGGUCGACUCCGUCCUCAAGCGCAAGACCGAAAACCUAAAGGACGUUUAUACCCUCGGCCGCAAGCUCGGCCAGGGACAGUUCGGGAUCACCUACCUCUGCGUCCACAAGACCACUGGCGUUGAGUACGCUUGCAAAUCAAUCUUAAAGCGGAAGCUCACCACCGAUGAGGAUGUUGAGGAUGUGAGGAGAGAGAUUCAAAUAAUGCACCAUUUGUCCGGGCACGCGAAUGUGAUAUCGAUAUGUGGGGCUUACGAGGAUUCUUUGGCGGUGCACGUGGUGAUGGAGCUUUGUGCGGGUGGGGAGCUUUUUGAUAGGAUUAUAGAGAAGGGGCAUUAUACAGAGAAGAAGGCGGCAGAGCUUGGGAGGGUGAUUGUUGGGGUUGUGGAGGUUUGUCAUUCGCUUGGAGUGAUGCAUAGGGACCUCAAGCCAGAGAAUUUCUUGUUUGUGAGUACGGAGGAGGAGGCUAAGCUUAAGACUAUUGAUUUCGGUCUGUCGAUUUUCUUCAUGCCAGGAGAUAAAUUUACGGACGUUGUUGGUAGCCCCUAUUAUGUUGCACCCGAAGUUUUGAGGAAACAUUAUGGUCCCGAAGCUGACGUGUGGAGCGCUGGUGUGAUUAUCUACAUCCUUCUUAGUGGGGUGCCCCCAUUUUGGGGAGAAACCGAGCAAGCUAUAUUCGAACAGGUUUUACAUGGGAAGCUCGACUUUGAGACAGAUCCAUGGCCUAGCAUCUCUGAAGGUGCCAAAGAUUUAGUAAAGAGAAUGCUUGUCAGAGACCCUAAAAAAAGGUUGACUGCUCAUGAAGUUCUCUGUCAUCCAUGGCUUCAAGUUGGUGGUCUGGCUCCUGAUAAGCCACUAGAUGCUGCAGUUUUAUCUCGUUUGAAGCAAUUUUCUGCAAUGAAUAAACUCAAAAAGAUGGCCCUUAGAGUUAUUGCUGAGAGCCUCUCUGAAGAGGAAAUCGCUGGCCUCAAAGAAAUGUUCAAGAUGAUAGACACCGACAACAGUGGACAAAUUACUUUUGAAGAACUAAAGGUUGGGUUGGAGAGAGUGGGUGCUCACAUGAAGGAAUCAGAAAUUUACUCCCUAAUGCAGGCAGCGGAUGUGGAUAACAAUGGUACCAUAGACUAUGGGGAAUUCAUAGCUGCCACCCUACAUAUGAACAAGAUAGAAAGGCAGGACCAUUUAUUUGCAGCCUUCUCAUAUUUUGAUAAAGAUGGAAGUGGCUUCAUUACUGCAGACGAGCUUCAACAAGCUUGUGAUGAGUUUGGUGUUGAAGAUGUUCGGAUAGAAGAUAUGAUGAGAGAAGUAGAUCAAGAUAGCGAUGGGCGGAUUGAUUACAAUGAGUUUGUCGCCAUGAUGCAAAAAGGAAAUGCUGGAUUUGGCAAGAAAGGUUUACAGGAUAGUUACAGCAUGGGAUUUAGGGAAGCAUUAAAGCUUGGUUGAACUCAUAGCAGCAAUGAGUUUUGACCUUUUUCCAUAGAAAAUUCCCCCCCUACUUUUUGUACAUUUCCUAUUAGGGCUGUAAAAUUAUAAACAUACAUGAGUAAGCAUUGUAAAGUUUCUUAUUACUUGUUAGAAAUGAAUGAUUCCAGUUAUUAUCCUGUUCC